AAAGUAGGAUCUUCCAUUAUACACGUUCACACUUUUGACUAAAAAUACAAAAUAUUUAAAAUGCAAAAAAUACUAAAAAUCCAACCAUAAAUACCCAACACGACACACAUGUUUCCUUCCCUCUAACUGAUCUUCUUCUCUUUUCUUUUCAUUUCUUUCAUUGUACGGUCACUUGACAUGAUCAAAACCAUGUCUGAUCCCCCAUCAAAUGAGUUUUUUCAAUUCUAUCAUCAAAAUUUCCCAAAUCAAACCCCUCCUUACACUUCCAUUGCUACUAACACCACCCCUGCUUCCACUUUACCCCCUGAAUCUACCAUGAUGAAUCCAAGCUCCCCAACCUCAGCCAGCAACUUGGGUCCAUCUGAAGGCCGUGUGUCAAAGCCCAUACGGAGAAGAUCACGAGCUUCGCGUCGAACGCCGACGACUUUACUUAACACGGACACUACCAAUUUCCGUGCCAUGGUACAACAAUUCACCGGAGGUCCUAUUGCACCUUUUGCAGCAGCAGCCACAUCAUCAUCACCACCUAAUUUCUCAACCCUAGCAGGCCUAGGGCUUGGCCCACGGGCUUCCCAUCCUAUGAAUCAAGCUAUCAUGUCUCAUCCUUUCUACCAACAACAGCUUCAACAACAGCAACAACAACAACAAUAUCAACAACACUACAAUAUGUAUAGUGGCAACGUUAAUACACAAGUAGGAGGAGAUCAUGAUAACAUGUUUUUUCAGAGAAUAAUGAGCAAUCCAAGACCUACAAACAAUGAUAAUAAUAUUAAUAAUGUUGUUAGUGAUCAUAUUCAUGGAGGAGAAGGUGGUUUCUUUCCAAGAACUUCUUCUUCUUGAGAUUCAUCGAUUAUUAUCUCUUGGUAGGAACAAGGAUAGUGGUUUAUUUUUCUUUCUUUUCUUUGGUCGCAUGGGGUGGCGGAGGCAUGAAAGUGACACGUAAAUUAAAGCAGACGAAUUAGGUUGCUAACUUGGCCUAAAAUUGUUGACCAACCACUCUACUAUAAUAUUUUAUUUAUUUACACUAUACCACUUUUUUAUUUUAUUUUUUUAUUUGUAGUCUUGUUCGAAUUAUUAAUUAUUACUACUGUUUCUUUUUUAACUUUUGUAAUAACUUUAGGGUUUUUUUUUUGUGUGCACUAGGCUAUGUUUCUAGAUCACUUUGCUUGGCGUUGCAAACACGUUUGUUUAUUUAUUAUUACUCUUUCUAUCCUAUAAUUACUUUGACAUUUGCAAAAAGUGUUUGUCCGAAA
Molecule: messenger RNA, 1253 nt
Organism: Medicago truncatula (barrel medic)
Lineage: Eukaryota; Viridiplantae; Streptophyta; Magnoliopsida; Fabales; Fabaceae
Product: VQ motif-containing protein 22
Exons: 1
Coding region: 178-840 (220 amino acids)
Source: RefSeq, a predicted model, not a curated record